Messenger RNA from Olea europaea var. sylvestris, 1604 nucleotides. Its product is annotated as WD repeat-containing protein 91 homolog. Gene Ontology annotation, molecular function: protein binding. The transcript has 14 exons. Bases 75 to 1454 code for a protein of 459 amino acids. NCBI's taxonomy places the organism in Eukaryota, Viridiplantae, Streptophyta, Magnoliopsida, Lamiales, Oleaceae. The record is from RefSeq and is a predicted model, not a curated record.
GUGAGAUCUUUAAUGGCACUCGCAUCCCUGCUUUAUUGAAGAUAAGUUCUGAAAGGAAUUCUGUGAACCGUCUGAUGAAAGAGAAUAAAAAACUUAAUCUCAAGUUAUCACAACUUCAGAGUUUGUUGGAGGAGAAAGAGGCACAGUUGUGUAAUUCAAGGAGUGGUGCUUCUUCAGUAAGGGAAGUGGGAGGCCCUGGAAUGGGCAACUUCUCUCAUUCUGUAGCUGGUGCUGCAGAUGAGGCCAUAUUUCCUUCUCAUUUUUCAGAUAAUGUUCUUGUCCAUGACACUUCACUCGUAGAUGGAAGGGAAUCAUUCCAGAACCAAGAUGAUGCUCAGCUUGCAGAAUCUCAUGCUUCUAGGGCUCAUACUAAUGACCACCCUGGUGAGGGUAGGAGAAGUGAUGCCUACCAUAUGUUCCAAAGUGAUUCUGUUGUUGAAAUUGGCUCAAAUGUACAAGGAGAAGAAAGGUUUCCAGAAGUGAAAGCAGUUUUCCAGGACACAUUUCUGGGCCACACAAGUCCAAUCAGUUGUUGUCGAUUUUCUGCAACUGGAGACAAUAUUGCAAGUGCUUCUAUGGAUGGCACUGUCAGGAUAUGGACAUACGAUGCAUCAGCAACAGCGUCUAAAAAUGCAACCAUCUAUUGUGGAGCAGAGAUCACGUCUCUUGAGUGGGACUGCAAGUCGGAUCGUUUGCUACUCAUAGGCACUGCUGAUGGAGGCAUUAAAGCAUGGAAUGUUGAUGCAAAACGAGUUGUUUGUGAUCUCAACUCAGCUGAAGCAUACCCAAGUGUAUUGGACCUGAAAUGCAGCCCCGUGGAACCGAUCUUUGUUUCUGCAGCAGCAUCCAGAAGGCAGGGCAGGAGUUAUUACGAUAAACUUGGCUUCGCAUCAUUAACUGUAUGGAAUAUGAGGACCUGGAAGGCCAUGGCAGUGCUUCCACUCGGUAAAGAUCCACCGGCAAUUACUUCACUGUGUUUUAAUCACAACGGAAAGCUUUUAGCAGCUGCUGCAACUGAUGGCAUGAUUCAUAUGUUUGAUAUGUCUGCUGGCCUGCAAGUAACUGGGUGGCCUGCUCAUGAUUUGGCGAUUGGUUCUGUUCUUUUUGGGCCUGACGAGACCAGUAUCUUUAGCUUGGGCACUGAUGGAAAGAUAAUUGAAUGGAGCUUGCAAAGUCAAGGCAAAAUUCUUUGGUCAAGAAAUUGCAACAUAUUCUAUGACCCUGAGAAUUCAUCACAGUUUAAACAUGAAAUGGCAUUAGAUGCUAAAGGGAGAAGACUUCUGGUGACAUCUAAUUCAUUAAGUGCACCCAUAUACCAGGUUCAAGGUCAUAUGAAUGGAAUGAGAACUCUUUCUCACAGUGGACCUAUAACAACAGUGGACUGGCAUCCGACGUUGCCCAUCUUCUUGACAGGGUCGGCUGAUCACUCAGUCCUGGUCACAUCAAUAUCUUGAUGGUUUCUGCCUGUUUUUGCAUCCAAGAGUUGAGGGGAGCGGUAGAAUUGGGGAUUGGGGGAAGAAGUUGCUCUGAAUUGAACCUAAUGUGUUCUUGAUAUACUACCCUUAUUUUCAGCAACACUAAUGUUCUAUUUCUUUCUUUACUGA